AUGCGCACUGGGCUAGUCCCAUUGACCGAUAUGUCUCACUUUAAACUGCUACAGCAGUUCAAACCUGACUACUCGCCGAGCGAGUUCGCAGAAUAUGAGUCCCAACGCACUGGUAUGAGAGUAGUCGUUAUUGAUCAGAAAGGUCCAAAGGUGAACGGUUACUUUGUGCUUGCUACCGAGAUCCACGAUGACUCGGGCGCCCCUCACACUCUGGAACAUCUCUGUUUUAUGGGAUCCCGCAACUAUCGCUACAAGGGUUUCUUGGAUAAGCUAGCAACUCGUGUUUAUUCCAGUACCAAUGCUUGGACAGCCACUGAUCACACAGCAUACACCCUCGACACUGCAGGCUGGGAGGGCUUUGCCCGUAUCUUACCUGUUUAUUUGGAGCACGUCAUUGCUCCAACCUUGACUGAUGAGGGCUGCUACACUGAAGUGCACCACGUCGAUGGCGCUGGAAACGAUGCUGGUGUGGUCUACUCAGAGAUGCAGGGUGUGCAGAACAACGCAGCUGAGCUGAUCGAUCUGGCCGCCAAACGAUUGACCUACCCCCCUGGAAUUGGAUUCCGGUAUGAGACUGGUGGUAUGAUGGAGCAACUCCGCGUCUUGAGCGCCGAGCGAAUUCGCGAGUUCCACCGUGAGAUGUACCAGCCCAAGAACCUUUGCUUGGUUAUCACAGGCGAGGUGGAUCAGAAGAACAUGUUAGACAUUCUGGAUAAGUUUGAAGAUACCAUUUUGGACGUGAUCCCGAGCCCGACUGCCCCAUUCACAAGACCUUGGGUGGACUCCAAGCAGACCCCUGCAUUGGAAAAGUCCGUCAUUGAGAGAGUCGAAUUCCCCGAGGAAGACGAGUCGUUUGGUGAAAUUGAAAUUAGAUUCUUGGGACCGGACUGCAAUGAUUCGGUUCAAUCUGGUGCUCUUAACGUUGUUCUUCUCUAUCUGGCUGGAUCAUCCGCUUCUCUGUUAGAAAACAUCAUUGUUGAGAAGGAGCAGCUUGCCAGUGCUGUCUACUACGGAACAGAGGAGCACCCCAGCAUCGAGAUUCGCUUCACCAUGACCAGCGUUGAGACCGAGAAGCUCGAACAGGUGGAGAAGCGAUUCUUUGAGAUUUUGAAGGAGGCAAUGGAGAAAGACCUUGACAUGAAAUACCUGAAGGAAUGCAUUGAACGUCAACGCCGUACCUGGAAGUUUGCCACCGAGAGUUCUGCAUCAUCUUUUGCCGAGUACGUUAUCACCGACUUCUUGUUCGGCAAGCGGGAUGGUUCGACCAUGCGGGAUGUUGCAUCUCUCAAGGAAUACGACGUACUCGAGAAGUGGAACCAAGAGGAAUGGCGGACAUUCAUCAAGAAAUGGAUUUCGGACGCAAACCACGUCACCAUUUUGGGUGUUCCCUCUCAGAAGCUGUCUGAUAAAUUCAAGAGCGACGAAGAGGCCCGCGUUGCUGCCCAGAAAGAGCGCCUCGGUGAGAAGGGGCUGAAGGAGCUUGCAGACAAGCUAGAAAAGGCCAAGGCAGAGAACGAUAAGGAAAUCCCAACGAAGAUGCUGGCCGAUUUCGAAAUUCCAUCCACCGAGUCUAUUCAUUUCAUGGACACCGUUACUGCUCGUUCCGGUGUUGCUCUGAAGCAUGGACGCCCCAACAAUGCCCUUCAAAAUGUCAUUGAUGCCGACGCUAACAAAGCGGGCCUACCCCUUUACGUGCACUUUGAACAUAUCCCCAGCAGCUUCGUGCAACUUUCCGUUCUUCUUUCCGCACAGUCCGUUCCGAUCCAACUGCGUCCCCUUCUGUCCAUCUUCACCGAGGCAUUCUUCAACAUCCCACUUCAGCGUGAUGGAAAGACCAUCGACUUUGAGCAGGUGGUUGUCGAACUGGAAAAGGACACUGUUGGGUAUGGAAUGGAGGCUGCCCGAGCCCUCGGAAACUCCGAGAUGCUGCGCGUCUCUUUCCAGGUCGAACUCGAGAAGUAUGAAACUGCUAUCGCCUGGGUCCAGGAACUGUCUUGGAACACCAUAUUUGACGUGGGAAGAUUGCGGGCUAUUACCUCCAGACUUCUGGCUGAUGUGCCCGACUCCAAGCGUAGUGGUGAUGACAUGCUCGCUGCAGUGCAUGUGAUGGUUCACUAUGCAGAGGAAUCCAUUACCCGCGCUCGAUCCACCUUGGUCAAGGCUCGCUACCUCAAGCGUGUCAAGAAGCUACUCGCUGAAAAGCCCGAGGAAAUCGUGAGCCGCAUGGAGGAGAUCCGCAAGUCUUUGUUCCAGCCGGAGAAUGUCCGCGUGGUUGUCAUUGCGGACCUGGAGAAGCUUACCAACCCCGUCUCCGCAUGGAAGCCGUUUGCUGAGCGCCUCGGAACCAGCACCGAGCUCAAGCCCAUCACCGAUCGCCGUGAGCUGCUGAGCGAUGCCGGAAAGUCAAUUGGCGGCAAGUCAUUCAUCGUUCCCAUGCCCACCGUCGAUUCUUCGUUCGCGUAUGCUACCGCUCGUGGUCUUGAUUCUUAUGACCACCCCAAGCUACCUUCCCUACUUGUUGCCAGUGCCUACAUGAACGCUGUUGAGGGUCCCCUUUGGGUGGCCGUUCGCGGAAAGGGUCUGGCCUACGGCACCAACUUCGCCCACAACAUCGAUACCGGUUUUGUCAACUUUGAUGUGUACCGGUCUCCCAACGCACACAAGGCCUUUGAGGCCAGCAAGCAAAUUGUCGAAGAUCACCUGUCUGGCGCAUCGCCCUUCGACCCACUGAUGCUGGAAGGUGCCAUUAGCAGCAUCGUCGUCAGCUUUGCCAACGAGCAGAUGACCGCCGCCAAUGCCGCCCAGGGCAGUUUCAUUCGCCAGGUUGUGCGCAAUCUACCCCUUGACUACAAGGAGAAGAUGCUCAAGAACGUGCGCGAUAUCAGUGUCGAUCAGAUCAAGGAUGCUCUGCGGGAUAUCAUCUUGCCGCUCUUUGAUCCCAAGACGGCUAACUUGGUUGUUACUUGUGGUACUGUUCUUGAAGAGCCCAUCAAAUCUGGCUUUGAGUCUGUUGGCUUCACGCCCACAGUUCAACCGCUGAAGGAAUUCGAGGAUGACUACGGCUUCAAGGUUGGUGGUGGUGAGGAGGAGGACGAUGAGGAUGAUGAGGACGAGGAUGAUGAUGACGAAGAUGAUGAUGACGAGGAUGACGAGGAGGAGUCUGGAUCCGACGAGGAGAGUGAAGAGGAAGAUGACAAGUAA
Molecule: messenger RNA, 3201 nt
Organism: Penicillium verhagenii
Lineage: Eukaryota; Fungi; Ascomycota; Eurotiomycetes; Eurotiales; Aspergillaceae
Product: putative zinc metalloprotease
Exons: 3
Coding region: 1-3201 (1066 amino acids)
Molecular function (GO): metal ion binding
Source: RefSeq, a predicted model, not a curated record